CUCCCACUUCAACCAUCUCUCUCUUCCCCAUUUUCUGGUUUCCAGCAAAACCAUCCGUGACGCCAUUAACGACCCACUUGUGUUCAUACGACGAUUCUUCCACUUUCUCUUUACAAAUCUGUAAAUCCAAUCAAAUUUCUAGCAAUAAUGGGUUUCCCAGUUGGUUACACCGAGCUUUUCCUCCCCAAACUCCUCAUCCACAUCCUAACCCUUCUGGGUUUCAUUCGUAAGCUCAUCUCCUUUGUUUUCCGAUUUGUCGGUCUCGGCGAUUUUCUCGAACCCGAAUUCUCAACAGACCCGACCCGGAGCGAACCGGUUACGCACUUCCACUCUGUAUCCGCGGUUCUCAUCCGUGAGCACCUGCCGGUUGUGAAGUUCUCGGAGCUAGUGGAUCCGCCUGAGAGUUGUGCAGUUUGCUUAUAUGAAUUCGAAGCCGGCGACGAGAUCCGGCGACUGACCAAUUGCCGACACAUAUUCCACCGGUGCUGUCUGGACCGUUGGAUGGACCACGAUCAGAAAACUUGCCCGCUUUGUCGGACCCCAUUUAUACCCGAUGAUUUACAGGAUUCGUUUAAUGAACGGUUAUGGGCGGCUUCAGGGAUCGCCGAUUACUACGGCGAUUCACCGCUGGUUAGUAGUUCAUAAUUAGUGAUAGAAUUUUUAUUUUUAUUUUUGGUGGGUAGUUCAGAGAAUUACACGAUGUAUAUUUUAGUAGCAAAAAGAAAAGAAAAAAAAAGCAUAUAUGGUAUAUGAAAUUUUUGAAUU
Molecule: messenger RNA, 765 nt
Organism: Cynara cardunculus var. scolymus (artichoke)
Lineage: Eukaryota; Viridiplantae; Streptophyta; Magnoliopsida; Asterales; Asteraceae
Product: E3 ubiquitin-protein ligase RHA1B-like
Exons: 1
Coding region: 148-645 (165 amino acids)
Biological process (GO): protein ubiquitination
Molecular function (GO): ubiquitin protein ligase activity
Source: RefSeq, a predicted model, not a curated record